Pseudomassariella vexata is the source of this 965-nucleotide messenger RNA. RefSeq lists its product as uncharacterized. The coding region runs from base 333 to 926 and encodes 197 amino acids. The transcript has a single exon. Lineage: Eukaryota; Fungi; Ascomycota; Sordariomycetes; Amphisphaeriales; Pseudomassariaceae. The record is from RefSeq and is a predicted model, not a curated record.
GGUACGUUAGUCAGAUCGUUUUAAUGUGGAGUGCAGUGUUUCGUAAGGUAGCUGGCAACAGCUAGAGGAAACAACGAUCCCGGAACUGUCGAACUGUCGUCUUGACAGCUGUUCUCUAAUCCACCUCGUACAUCUUUGCUGUGGUACGAAACAUCAUAGUCAAGUUGCUUUUGAACAGAGCGCUGCCAUUGUGCGGUUAUUGAGCUAGCAAGCACGGCACAUGGCCACAAUCAACUUUCUCCGGACCAGUGGGAUUGCGCAGCUGCACAUAGAUACCAUUACCCGAGCCUGGUAGCAAACCCCAGGUCGAAGCGCCAUCAUCACCCGCAACCAUGUUUCAGCGAUUCAAGAACGCCCUCGACCAGUCCAUUGCGCAAGAGCAGGCUCGUCACAAGGCCCUAUCCGAACAGCGGGCUUCCUCUCCUUCGGGCAGCUCCACUCCGAACCGUCGCUCCGGCUCUGUCUCGCGGACUAACAGCUCCAAGGACUCAUCGGCGCGGCGCAAGACGAAGAAGUCCAGUCAGGAUAUCUCGAAUGGCGACAAUGGCCUCAACCCCGAUCCCGCCGUUUUUGAGGCUGCAUUCGCCAUUGGUGACGACGAAACCGACACGCGCGCAAGUACACCGAAACCACCAGUCCCCGACAAAGAUGUGACGGAAGACAAGGAGGCGUCAGCAGCUGCCGGCGACAGAAGUGAGGAUACCAAGGAGGCUUUGGAAGGCGAGAACAAGGGAUUCACCCCAACCGUGACCGUUACAGACUCAAAUGGCAACGAUGCAGCAUCCGCACCCGCAUCCACGCCUGCUGAUCUGCCUCCUGAAGUCAAGGCGAAGCUGAGGAAGCUUGACAAGCUCGAGAAGACAUAUCCGGGUACGCUUCUUCGGACGCAUGUCUGUUUUCUGGUUUCUUCGACGUGGACAUACUAACCAUCCCCGUGCGACAGAACUUCUUCGUUCAUACCGCAU